Molecule: messenger RNA, 929 nt
Organism: Tachyglossus aculeatus (Australian echidna)
Lineage: Eukaryota; Metazoa; Chordata; Mammalia; Monotremata; Tachyglossidae
Gene: FAM178B
Product: family with sequence similarity 178 member B
Exons: 8
Coding region: 1-915 (304 amino acids)
Source: RefSeq, a predicted model, not a curated record
AUGGAGUACUGGCAGCUGCGCCAGCUCAAGAGGCCCAAGGUGGGCAAGCCCUUCUUCUGCCCGGGAUCUCCCGACCCCCCACCGGUACAGCUGCAAGACAGUGUCUGGGAAGGGGGUCUGGCCUGUGGGGAAUCACAGGAAGCCAAGUCCCAGGCCCAGGGGAAAGCCAAUCUUCACCCAGAAGCUUUCCCGCUGCGAGACCUUCCCCUCCGGCUGCCCACCGUGAAGCAUCAAGUCUUCAACAUCUUCCGGCACAGAAGCCACCCCCACAGCCCCCAGAAACUGGUGGGCUCCUCUUCUGGCAACAGGCAGGGUCCUUCUGCAGGCCACCCUGCUCUGGGCUUGGUCCAGUCUCAGCCUCUCGGGGCCGGUGUCAUCCGGCUCGAACCCCAAGGAGAACCCGGCUACCCUGGAAGCGCUCCGGAGCAGCAUGACAGGCCCCGGCCAGGCGCCUUCUUCGGCAGCCACAGAACCCCAAGUCUCCGUUACCUCCGGGGCCCCAAAUGGCCGUGUCAACGGCUUAAGUGGCUAUCUGCCGGAGAAGAGCCCCCCAGGCUCCACAGGCUGCUGUCGGGGCAACGGUUCUGCAGGAAGCCGGCAGUCAUCCCCGUGCUGCCCCCGGGAAAGCCCAUCUUCUCACCGUGGCACCACCCGCUGCCCUGCUCCCUGGAUUGCCCCGGCUUGCCGCCCCACAGCCACCUGGAGAGGCUGUUUUUCAGCUUCCCGUUGGCCCAGCAGAUCUCGUUCCUCUGUAGUGGACUCCUCAGCUGCGUGUACCUGCGGGGGCCCAGUUGCCCCGUCCCCGUCUUCCAGUGGCUGUUCCAGCUGUUGGUGUGGCCCUCAGACACUUCAGUGCGAACAUUUCAAACCUUGUGGGACCUCAGCACCAACAGCAUCUUCCAGCAAACAGGUUAGUAGAGCGGGGUAGG